CAUCCACCACCGGCAACCAAGAGAGUGACCCAUCGAACAGCCAUGCCGAAUCGACACCACCAUCAAACUCAGGUGCCAGUAAUGCUUCCAACGAUGACGCUGACACGGAUACUAAUGAAGAGAUUUUGAAUAAUGAUUCAGCCGCUGGUGGUGCAGCGACAGAAGGAGCACACCAAGGUGAAAAUAAAGAUGCCAAUACGAAGGAAACAACACCACUCAGAUCUGCCGCUAUGAUAAAUGAAACGACUCCAACUGGCGACAGUGACGGCAGCACCGCGGUCUCCCACACCACCUCCCCUCUUUUGCUUCUUCUUGUUGUUGCGUGUGCGGCUGCUGCUGCGGUGGUGGCCGCGUGA
Messenger RNA from Trypanosoma cruzi, 356 nucleotides. RefSeq names its product mucin-associated surface protein (MASP), putative. The record is from RefSeq and is a predicted model, not a curated record. The transcript has a single exon. Lineage: Eukaryota; Euglenozoa; Kinetoplastea; Trypanosomatida; Trypanosomatidae. The annotation marks the transcript as partial.